Williopsis jadinii is the source of this 1730-nucleotide messenger RNA. It is a transcript of the gene PEX29, whose product is annotated as Pex29p. The record is from RefSeq and is a predicted model, not a curated record. Gene Ontology annotation, biological process: peroxisome organization. Lineage: Eukaryota; Fungi; Ascomycota; Saccharomycetes; Phaffomycetales; Wickerhamomycetaceae. Bases 102 to 1628 code for a protein of 508 amino acids. Gene Ontology annotation, cellular component: peroxisomal membrane. The transcript has a single exon.
AACCAUACUUUGCACUGCUUCAACGGGACAUUGCGAGCUUUAUCCACACAGCUGGUUCGGAAGAGACGAUUGGCUACAAAGUAGGCAGUGUGACGGAAAAGAUGGAUACCUCGAAUGCCAGGCAUUCGACCUCGUCGUUGUCGUUUGUUCAGGACUUGACGAACCUGUUCACUGACAGCAAGGGAUCAAACAGGAACGCCAGUACAGCGAGUAUCUACUCGCUUGAGAAGAAUGAGAAGGGCAGGACGAGACAGCAGCAGCAGCAGCAGCAGCAGGGAGAGCAGAAGCAGGGAGAGUCUGUGGAGAAGACACAGAAGGUGGACCAGCCACAGCAGCCGUCCUCGUCGUCUUCGCAGCUUACCGAUAUUCUUGUGGAGAAGCUGCUCUCCAUGGCAAUCCCACCGGCUACAGAGGUUGGUGCCGAGACACUGCAAGGAAGAAUACAGGCAGGGAAGUCGAGGCCAGCUCUGAGUGUUCAGACCAUGAGUAAGAACUUCAUACAGAUGAACUCGAGGUUAUCAGCGCCUUUUGAGUUCAUCGAUAACGUUAUAAGGUUCUUCUCGUGGGAUCAACCGUCGUUGACCUUGACGGUGCUGAUGCUGUACACACACGUUGUCCUGAACCCGCUGAUCCUUCUGGGGGUGCCGUUCUUCUUCAUGUUGAUCUAUGUAAUGGCGCCUGCGUAUGCUCUGGCCCAUAAGCCUGGCUUCAACCCAAAUUUGGGAAAGAACAACCCCAUCGUGGCAUCUGGGCCUCCUCUGAUGGCUGUGGAGCCACCACAGCCGGCAUCCGAGUUCUCGAAGGAGUUCAUCUUGAACUUGACUGAUCUUCAAAACCACAUGGUGCUGUAUACCAUGGCUUGGGACUUCUGCGUUAAAUGGAUGUCGAAGUUUGCCUUCUUCAAACAUGAAACCGUGUCUGCAGCAUUCUUCCUUGGUCUGCUGACAAUGGGAGUAUCUGCAUUGGCUUUUGGAGAUGUAAUAGUGCAUUACAUCCCAUUUAAGCUGAUUCUAUUGCUCUGUGGUUGGGGAUUCACCAUUAUAUUCCACCCGUAUUUCUACGAUACAGUGUUCAACUGGGUUUACUCGGAAGAUACCCGUUACUACUUUCUCGGGAAGACGAACAGGAUAGAGGACGCCAUUGAUAGAAACCUCAACUAUCAGGAGCCUCAAGAACAGAGGGAGGUUGAGAUUUUUGAAGUGCACGAGUUCAACAAGGAGUUAAAAGAAUGGCAAUUGGUUUGUUACUUAGAUACAGAUUUCACUGCAAUGACACCUGAGAGGCUCAACUUGCACGAGACUGGCACCUCAUCAUUUGGAGCUAUGUCAAAGAACGAGAUCAGACCGCCUAAGGAUUGGGGAUUUGUCACUUCUGACGAUUGGAGAAUCGACCUGUCGCCUGAACAAUGGGUUAAGAUGCAUUGUGUCUCGUACUUUGUCCGUAUUGAUAACGAGACCAAAUGGGUAUACGACAUUGCGGAUGAAACAAACCAAUUCCAACCGAAAUUCCGCAGAAGAAGAUGGACAAGAAUUGUGACUCGAUGUUCUACUCUUUCCCAGCAUAAUGAAAGCAACAACAGUACCAACAACAAUGAGGAAGUUCUAACGACGAAUGAAUUCAUCCUAUAAGACGAUUUAACGAUUAUGCAGCACAUCUAUUAACGAACAUAUCAACAAGAAAAGAAAAAAAGUAUCUAACACCAUACAAUACAUUACAUCAUAAUUUCAUAA